Porites lobata is the source of this 2051-nucleotide messenger RNA. Lineage: Eukaryota; Metazoa; Cnidaria; Anthozoa; Scleractinia; Poritidae. The record is from the annotation of a GenBank genome assembly.
AUGGGAGGGAAUGAGUUAUUCAAAGUCAAGACCGAGGAAGGAAAGCAGUAUAUGUAUCUCACCCGCUACGUCGAUUGGCAAUUCCUAAACUUAAAUGCCUUGUUUAAUACACAUGUGGGAACCAUCAAACAAACGGUGAUGUUGUAUUGCGAUGUAGUCGAAUCGACCAUCGUUGGGACCCAAAAACAUUCGUUGUUGAGAAAAGUGGAAUUGGAGCGUCGGGGACAGGGCCGAGCUACGGUAGAACCCCUUCAUCGCGAAUGGAUUCGACUGCGUAGCAAACGAGUGGAAAUCAUUGAAGUGUCCCUCGCUACACCUCGUGGAUCCUUGUUGGUCCUACCUACAGGCAAAACACUCGUGACCCUAGGGUUUCGACGAGUAUAAAAGAAUCCUCUCCUCUCUGAUGACACAGUCUUUCAUCAUGUUGGGUGGGUCACUCACACGAUAUCAUACCCCCACUCUGAAAGGAAAAGGGUUUUCACAAGAGUUGGUCAAAUUAGCUGGACCCACAUUGCUUCGAUCCAUUGGACAUGGCCUUGACGCGUAUGAAAAAGGGGCGUCUGCUGCAGAGGCCGUUAAAAGCUCAAGCCAAGUGUUAAAACGAGGUCUGAAAAGUAAAAUUCCCGCAGCCGUAGGUCUUUAUGCCAAAACCAAAGUUAAAGAAAGCUAUAAAAAGAAACGACAAUGCGUCAAAGACAUUUUAGGCGUGUAAUCAUGCAACGUGGACAAAAAUCACAAUCCCGUGUGAGACAUCAACGAUCCGUUGGUCGUUACAAUUCACCCUACGAACGGGGUGGUACUAUUUUUAGCCCCAUGAAUCCCUGGGCCAUGACCUCCUACAAACCCCAUGGGGUAGACCCUUUGAGGCUACGUCAGUUAAGAAAAAAGGCGAAAAGACGCACUAAACAGAAAGGAGGACGUGUGCACAAAGUCACUUAUCCAUGGACCACCAAAGGUCGACAGUAUAAAAGGCGUCGCAGACGACGUUAAGCCAUCACUCUGUCAACAUGUCAUUGAAUCUGUUCGACGUCCCAGACAUUGACUAUCGGUAUGAAGCCAAACGUUGGAUUCCUUUCAAACCUGCCAAUACGGGGAGACGACCUAUUCUCUUUACGGUCCCCUCCUCAGAACAUUACUAUGAUUUAAAUGAAACCAAGUUGGAAGUGAAAGUACGUAUGAAUACGACAGGCACAGGAGGUCUUGAUGAUGAUGAAACAGCUGCCUCAGAUGGCAAUGACACAAAAUAUGUGUAUUGUGCCAACAAUUUUGGGCAUACCCUCUUUAAUCAAAUGAAUGUGAGCUUCAACGGCGUAUUGAUGACGGAGCAAAGCAAUGCCUAUCACCACAAAGCCUACGUAGAAACAAUGUUGAAUUACAGUCGUGAAGAAGGAAAAACCACCCUGGCUGCUCAAGGAUGGGUCAAUGAACUGAAUGUGCGUGCUUCAUUAACCCCUACCAAUGCUGGUACUAAUGAUAAGCCCAAUCCCAGUGACUGGGAUGGAAAAACAGGGCUCAAGUCCUUAACCCGCCGUUUGCUAGGCAAAGCGUAUCAUACCUUUAUGAUCAAACCUCACGUGUCCGUGUUCAGAACAGGCAAAUGUCUGGUGCCAGGGGUUCAAAUUGAUCUAGAACUCUAUUUGAACGACAGUAGCCUGUUUCUCUUUGGAACGCCAGACACGACCACCUCCGUAGGCAAAAAGAUUCCCACCCUAGAAGACAAUGACAUCUUUGUCACUCUCUGGAUGAAAAAAGUCACUCUCAAUGCCUCCGUGUAUACCAGACUGCAGAAAGAACGUAGCCUUAGUAAAACCAAGAAAGUACAAUAUCCUGUGGUUCGCAGUGAAAUCAGAACCUAUUCGUUUGAUGGCAAUAGCACCCGUUGGGAACAAGACAAUGUUUUCGUGAACAAAAUUCCUGGGAAGGUCAUUAUAGGAUUAAUGAAUUCCACCAAUUACCAUGGAAGUCUGCAACACUACCCCUUUGCCUAUCAAAAGUUUGGGGUGACCCGAGUCCGACAGACGAUUGACGGCGAAGAGUACCCGUACAGAUCC